AUGCUUAUUUACCAGGAUAUCAUCACCGGACGGGACCACGAAGACAAGGAAGGACAACACCGGACAGCACCGGAUACGAUAGCGCCAUACGAUAUCACCUUCUCAACCAUGCACUCCUUAGACUCUACCCACCCCUUUGCUCAACACGACGAGCUCUUCUCUGAUGCUUUCGAUAUCAAGGAGGUUGACGGUACCUACCAGAUUGAGUGCGCCAUGAUCCAGGUCAAGGAGGGCGCCGAUGUCGAUAUCGGAGCCAACGCCUCUGCUGAGGAGGCCGCUGAGGACCUUGAGGACGGUGUCACCGUCGUCAACAACGUUGUCUACUCUUUCCGUCUCCAGUCCACCCAGUUCGACAAGAAGGGUUACACCACCUACAUCAAGGGUUACCUUAAGCAGCUCAAGGCUGCCAAGAACCUCACUGAGGAGGCUGAUAUCAAGGCUUACGAGAAGGAUAUGACCGCUGAGGUCAAGAAGGUCCUCGGUUCCUUCAAGGACUUCGAGUUCUACGUUGGAGAGUCCAUGAACCCCGAUGGCGCUGUCAUGCUCCUCAACUACCGUGAGGAUGGUGUCACCCCCUUCUUCACCGUCUACAAGCACGCCGUCAAGUCCGUGAAGGUCUAA
Linnemannia hyalina is the source of this 621-nucleotide messenger RNA. The record is from the annotation of a GenBank genome assembly. NCBI's taxonomy places the organism in Eukaryota, Fungi, Mortierellomycota, Mortierellomycetes, Mortierellales, Mortierellaceae.